AUAAAAGCGAGAGAGUUUUCUCCAUGGCCUUUGUGAAGCUGAUGAGACCUGAUGGUACAACCCUGCAUGAUGGUGAACAUGAUCUCGUUCUAUAUAAGGGUGACCUCAAGAAACUGGAGGAUGCCAGCUCUUACCUGAACCUGCCUUCUAUUAAAGGCCUGUCAGAGGCAAAGCCUCUUUCUGGUUCCUCAUUCCGAGUGAGCGGGAGCAUGGCUUCUAUGAGCACUUCUUCCCGGGACAGCUUCCAAAUCUCCACCCUUGUCUGCUCCACCAAAUUAACCCAGAAUGUUGACCUGCUGGGGCUGUUGAAGUGGCGGUCAAAGCCCAACCUCCUGGCUGGAAACCUCCAGAAGCUCAUGAAGGUGGAUGGAGGAGAAGUCAUCAAGUUCCUUCAGGACACCCUGGAUGCCUUGUUCUCAAUUAUGAUGGAAAAUUCAGCCACUGACGUCUACGAUACACUCAUCUUUGAUGCACUAGUUUUCAUUGUGGGGCUCAUUGCUGACAGGAAGUUUCAUCACUUCAAUGCUGUUCUGGAGGCCUAUAUCCAGCAGCACUUCAGUGCCACGUUGGCCUACAAGAAGCUGAUCUCGGUGCUGACUCAGUAUGUGAACUCCGCCAGCCAAGGGGAGCCCUGCGAUUCGCUCUUACGCACCUUCAAAACCUUGGAGUACAUCUUCAAAUUCAUUGUCCGCUCCAGGCACCUCUUUGCCCAACUCUAUGAAGGGAAAGAAAAAGCCGAAUUCCAGGCAUCGUUGCAGCAAUUCUUCCUGUCUGUCAACCAGCUGAUGAAAUCCACCCUGGAGGGCCCAACCCUGCUGUCCCAGGGAGCCGCUCUGAAGUACCUGCCUUCGAUCCUGGAAGACGUGUUUGGGAUCUUUGACUCCUCUGUGCUGGGAUGUUUGCUGCGGGAUUUCAUUGGGAACCUGCCUCCUCUGCGCCUUCUCAAGCAGAAGCUGCAGUCCCUCACGGACAUAGUUAACAGCAGUAUCUUCCAGUCCUAUGAAUGUCGGGAGAUGCUGCUGCACACGACAAUCCCCAUCCUCCAGGAGCUGAUUGAGAAGGGAGAGGAGGAGGAGGCUUGCAUUGAGCUGCUCAGCAAUAUCCUGGAGGUGCUCUACAAAGCCCAGAAGAGAGCAGAAGAACGGCUAACGUAUCCGAGUGGAGGAGAGAGACAGCUCCAGGAGGACUCUGAGCUGAGGAAGGUGAAAGGACACGUGCAACUGAUUCUGGAGCGGCUGCUGCGCACCGUCAAUCGCAGGGUAAUCGUCCUCGACCAGGAGCACGACCUCCGAGUGAGUUCCCGGCUUGCUGGGUGUGGUGCUGAGCUGGCCCUUCCGCGAGAGUCCCUGGAAUCGCUGGAGCCAAGGGCUAAUGAGCUGCGGGUGGGGUCCGUGGGAUCGCCGGAGCCAGGGGCUGCUGAGCUGCGGGUGGGGUCCGUGGGAUCGCCGGAGCCAGGGGCUGCUGAGCUGCGGGUGGGGUCCGUGGGAUCGCCGGAGCCAGGGGCUGCUGAGCUGCGGGUGGGGUCCGUGGGAUCGCCGGAGCCAGGGGCUGCUGAGCUGCGGGUGGGGUCCGUGGGAUCGCCGGAGCCAGGGGCUGCUGAGCUGCGGGGGGG
Molecule: messenger RNA, 1612 nt
Organism: Pelodiscus sinensis (Chinese soft-shelled turtle)
Lineage: Eukaryota; Metazoa; Chordata; Testudines; Trionychidae
Source: RefSeq, a predicted model, not a curated record